GGGUUCUUGUCCGCUAUGGCAGCAGAGGCGAUAGUGAUCGACGCCGGCUCCAGGCUGCUCAAGGCCGGCUUCGCGAUCCCCGAGCAAGAUCCUCAGCUGGUGAUGCAAACGGCAAUGACCAAGGCGGACGAGGGCGACAUCGACAAGAUCGACUUGAAUGGAGACGAUUGGAAGGAGAAUGCCGUGAAUCCCAUCGAGAGAGGAGCUAUCCAUGACUGGGAAGCCAUGGAAGACCUGUGGAGGUAUGUUUUCUACACAGGCCUGGGCUGGGAGGUUGGAAACGAGGGCCAAAUUUUAAUUGCCGACUCACUGCUCACACGAAAGAUUGCAAGGGAGAAGACCGUCCAACUUAUGUUUGAAACUUUCAAUGUGAAUGGCUUCUAUGCCGUGGAGCAACCAGUGCUGUCCGUGUAUGCUGUGGGACGCAUCUCUGGCUGUGCAGUGGACGUCGGACAUGGGAAAAUAGAUAUUGCGCCCGUGUGGGAGGGUGGAAUCCAGCACAACGCCGUCAAGCGGUUCGAGUACGCUGGACAGGACUUGACAGAGCUCCUCGGGGCUAAGCUGGCCAAGUCCAAUCCUCACACGAAGCUGGAUGGUUUUGCGCUGGAGCAGAUCAAAGAAGCAGUAGCAGUGAGUCUGGACGAUUCUGUGGAUUACGAGAAGAAGGUGGCUGAUGGAUCUGUCAUAGAACACACGCUACCUGACGGUCGGGUAAUUUCUGUUGGAAGUGAAAGAUACACACUUGGUGAGGUGCUCUAUCAGCCAUCACUUGUGGAAAUCCAGGAAUAUGGGAUCACAGAGCAGCUUGUGAGAAGCCUUUCCCUCUGCUCUCCCGCCGAAUGCCAGAAGCCUUUGAUCGAGAACAUUGUGCUGUGUGGAGGCACUUCAACGAUGAAAGGUUUUGAAGCUCGCUUUCAGAAGGAGGUGUCUCUUCACGGAACUCCCUCCUUGCGGCCCUCCGUAGUGAAGCCUCCGGAGUACAUGCCAGAGCGCACGCUGCAAUACUCGGCAUGGAUUGGCGGCGCCAUCCUCGCCAAGGUGGUGUUCCCUCAAAACCAGCAUCUCACCAAGGGAGACUACGAUGAGUAUGGGCCAAACAUCGUCCACCGAAAGUGUUACUAACAGAUUGCUCACUAAUUAAAAAAGGCUCGAGUUCCGGGAA
Selaginella moellendorffii is the source of this 1162-nucleotide messenger RNA. RefSeq names its product actin-related protein 7. Lineage: Eukaryota; Viridiplantae; Streptophyta; Lycopodiopsida; Selaginellales; Selaginellaceae. The transcript is spliced from 7 exons. The record is from RefSeq and is a predicted model, not a curated record. Bases 16 to 1122 code for a protein of 368 amino acids. Gene Ontology annotation, biological process: anatomical structure morphogenesis. Gene Ontology annotation, cellular component: nucleus.